UUGCCUUAUUAGGGAAACACUUCCAGUGCAUGGGCAUCAACACAGCGGAACAGAGCUAGGAGGUAAACAGAUGGCAAGAUAGCAUCAGAAUCUGAUACAUUAUUAGUAUGCUAAGAACAUAAAUGCAGAUAAACAUCUUGAGUAACUUGAUGUGGAGUUACGUUAACUGAAAGGCAAGAACUAUUUAAUAAUUUGCAAAGAAAGAGAAUCUCACUGUUUCUUUGGUGCUUGGACAGAAACCAGAAAAGAAGUGUUCUGUUUAUUCCGUGGGUGUUUCUUUGGAUGCUCCUAACUUUUUGACCUCUCUAUAAAUGGGGGCCCCUCACUGGGCCAGUUCGAAGAUGCAUUUCACCAAUCAGAGUUGAGUUGCAUGUCUGCAACAGUUUAUAUUAAAAUGUUACAUGGGUAGCCUUAUAUGGCUAUGAACCUAUCUGUUACUCUUCUACUUGUGCGUGUGUGUGGAAGAUGGACACAUCAUGGGAAUGUCUCCUAGAUAAAAUAGCUUCCUGUGCUGUUUUGCUUCACCACAAAGUGAAUUGGCACCAGGUUCCGCCCCCUGUCAUUCGAGGUGCCCAAACCCCUGUUUCCCGUGGCAGGAGUUCCCAUGCUGCAGCAUCAUAUAGAAGCCUGUGCCCAAGUUCCUGAAAUGAAAGAGAUCAUACUAAUAGGUUUUUAUCAGCCCAAUGACGAGCUAAACCGCUUUAUUUCUUCUGCACAGCAAGAGUUUAAAAUCCCAAUCAGGUACCUGCAGGAGUUUGCCGCCCUGGGUACAGGAGGUGGGAUCUAUCACUUUCGUGACCAGAUCUUGUCUGGGGGUCCGGCUGCAUUUUUCCUCAUGAAUGCUGAUGUAUGCUCUGAGUUCCCCUUGCAGGAAAUGCUCCAGUUCCACCGUCAACAUGGCGAGAAUCAUUGUGGAGUCUUACUUGGGACAACAGCCAAUAGAACACAAUCUCUGAACUACGGCUGCAUUGUGGAAAACCAUGAGACAAAUGAGGUGCUCCAUUUUGUGGAGAAACCCAGUACUUUUGUAAGUGACAUUAUCAACUGUGGGAUCUAUUUGUUCACACCAGAUAUUUUUGGCCACAUUGGGAUGGUUUUCCAGAGGAACCAGCGGGAGAGGAUCCAGGAAGAACUCACUAAUGGCAAGCAGAUGUCAGAGGUGAUUCGGCUAGAACAGGACAUCUUUACAACCCUAGCAGGACAGAAAAAACUCUUUGUCUACAAAACACAGCAUUUCUGGAGUCAGAUAAAGUCUGCAGGGUCAGCAAUAUAUGCUAGUCGUUUGUACCUCAAGCAGUACCAUCAGACACAUCCUGAAAGACUGGCCACAAACCAAGAUGGAAGCCCCAAAAUAAUAGGGGAUGUUUAUAUCCACCCUACAGCAAACAUUGAUCCCUCUGCUGUGUUGGGUCCUAAUGUUUCCGUCGGCAAAGGGGUGACGAUUGGAGGAGGCGUAAGAUUGAGGGAGUCCAUUAUUUUACAUGGAGCCGUGUUACAGGAUCACUGUUGUGUGUUGAACAGUAUUGUUGGGUGGGACAGUACAGUGGGGAAAUGGGCAAGAGUUGAAGGAACUCCAAGUGACCCCAAUCCCAACGACCCAUAUGCCAAGAUUGACAGCGAGACUCUGUUCAGAGAUGGAGGUCUAACCCCAUCCAUCACCAUCCUUGGCUGCAACGUGAGUAUUCCAUCAGAGGUCAUCAUUCGGAACUCUAUCGUCUUGCCUCAUAAAGAUCUCAACAGGAGCUUCCAAAACCAGAUUAUCCUAUAGAAGACACUUUCCUCUGCUGUCUUUGUGAAUAAACACUGUACAUUAGGUCAUGUAGAAAGUAUAUAGCCUAAAGAUUGCACUAAGUUCUGUUUAUUGUUUAUCAUUAUUUAGUGUUUAUGUAUUUGGUAGUUACAGUCUAAAUAAGAAAAAUAAGUCCACUUGUGUGGUCAAUUUGUAUUGCAGUAAUAUAGCGUGAAAAAUAUUGUUCAAUGGGGUUCAGUUUUCCUGAUAAUUUUAAGACUGGGAAUUUUGUAUUUAAUAUCUUGUUCUAAGUUGAUACAGCAGCCGUAUACACAUAUAGUAGAUGACAGUUGUAGACAACACAACAGUUUACUUUUAUUUUAGUUUUAUUCCAUAAUUACAAAUCAGACAUACCUGUAUUGCCUUUUCAGUAAAAUGAAGAGUGAGAAAUUUGAAGGUACAUAUUUUUUGGUAGGAAAGGAAAAGAUGGUGAUAAGGUUUUGAAUUUUAACAAUAAAAAUUUUAAAUUAAUAAAUAAAUAAUGAUUUUAUUUCUGAA
Carassius gibelio (silver crucian carp) is the source of this 2287-nucleotide messenger RNA. It is a transcript of the gene gmppab, whose product is annotated as GDP-mannose pyrophosphorylase Ab. Bases 605 to 1768 code for a protein of 387 amino acids. Gene Ontology annotation, cellular component: cytoplasm. Lineage: Eukaryota; Metazoa; Chordata; Actinopteri; Cypriniformes; Cyprinidae. The record is from RefSeq and is a predicted model, not a curated record. The transcript is spliced from 12 exons. Gene Ontology annotation, molecular function: transferase activity. Gene Ontology annotation, biological process: biosynthetic process.